AUGGUCUGUUUGUUUGCAGGAUUGAGCAUUGGGAUUGUAAACUUCUUGGCACAAAGUGUGGAAGGAGUAUUUUAUGUAAAUGAGCCACUAGAGAAAUUAAUGUUUGAGGAGUUACGAAAUGCCUGCAGAGGUGGCGGUGCUGGUGGAUUCUUACCUGCUAUGAAACAGAUUGGGAAUGUGGCUGCACUGCCUGGCAUUAUUCAUAGGUCUAUUGGGCUUCCCGAUGUACAUUCUGGUUAUGGGUUUGCCAUUGGUAACAUGGCAGCAUUUGACAUGAGUGACCCAGAAGCAGUGGUGUCACCAGGUGGUGUCGGGUUUGACAUCAACUGUGGUGUCCGAUUGCUGCGUACGAACAUGGAUGAAAGUGAUGUCCAGCCUGUGAAGGAACAGCUUGCGCAGGCCAUGUUUGACCAUAUUCCAGUUGGUGUGGGCUCCAAAGGUGUCAUCCCCAUGAACGCCAAGGACUUGGAGGAGGCACUGGAAAUGGGUGUUGACUGGUCUCUCAGGGAAGGUUAUGCCUGGGCAGAGGACAAGGAGCACUGUGAAGAAUAUGGAAGGAUGCUGCAGGCUGAUCCCAAUAAGGUCUCCUCAAGAGCUAAGAAAAGAGGUUUGCCUCAGCUUGGGACCCUGGGAGCCGGAAACCAUUAUGCUGAGAUCCAGGUGGUAGAUGACAUUUAUAACGAGUAUGCUGCCAGGAAGAUGGGCAUUGAUCACAAGGGCCAGGUGUGUGUAAUGAUUCACAGUGGCAGCAGAGGCCUGGGUCAUCAAGUAGCUACAGAUGCUUUAGUUGCUAUGGAGAAAGCCAUGAAACGAGACAAGAUCAUAGUUAAUGAUCGCCAGUUGGCAUGUGCCAGAAUUGCAUCCCCUGAGGGACAAGACUAUCUAAAGGGAAUGGCAGCGGCUGGGAACUAUGCAUGGGUCAACCGUUCCUCCAUGACUUUCCUAACCAGACAGGCCUUUGCUAAAGUCUUCAACACAACCCCUGAUGACUUAGAUCUUCAUGUGAUCUAUGAUGUGUCUCAUAACAUUGCUAAAGUAGAGCAGCAUGUGGUGGAUGGAAAAGAAAGAACCCUCCUGGUGCACAGAAAGGGGUCGACCAGGGCUUUCCCUCCUCAUCAUCCUCUCAUUGCCGUCGAUUACCAACUGACUGGACAGCCGGUACUGAUUGGUGGGACAAUGGGAACCUGUAGCUAUGUUCUUACUGGCACUGAACAAGGCAUGACUGAGACCUUUGGAACCACGUGCCAUGGAGCUGGUCGUGCAUUGUCCCGAGCCAAAUCUCGACGAAACUUGGACUUCCAGGAUGUGCUAGACAAGCUGGCCGACAUGGGGAUUGCCAUCCGUGUUGCUUCCCCCAAGCUGGUCAUGGAAGAAGCACCAGAAUCCUAUAAGAAUGUGACAGAUGUGGUUAACACCUGCCAUGCUGCUGGCAUCAGUAAGAAAGCUAUUAAAUUGAGACCUAUUGCUGUUAUUAAAGGCUAGGAAGUGACUGAGGCGAUCAGAAACCACUGGCACAUUAGUGCCUUUCACAAAACAGACUAAAGUCACCAUCAUCAUCUUCCACACCUCUGAGCACUCUGCAGCCAAGAUAGUACUCUCCCUAUUUUGAAUACGUGACUGGCGAGGAUGUUAUUACCCAGAGCCUCAAAAGUAACUUUUUUGUGUUAUGGCACUCUUCAGUAUGUGGAAGGAGUAAACAAACUGAUGCUGUUGUCUUUUAUGUACAAUGAUCCUACAAAUCACAUGAAAUUCCAGCAGAACUACAGACUUGACUCACCUAAGCUGUCACUAAUAAUCCUGCAGAUUCUAGUACACCCUUCAUCAGCCAAUUUAAUAUAUAACCCUUGCCCAGCUCACUAGCCACCCUAGUGACUAGAUGCCAACCAUAGUCCUCGGCAGGUCUCACACACAACUCCUGGCAGUGGGAAGGUGCUCUGUUUGCAAACACUAGCCUAUAUUGUGUAGACUUACAGUAGUGAUAGUUAUGUACCAAAUGAUUGAAUAGAUAGUGGUCUUAAAUUAAGUUCUCUGUAAGCUAUGCAGCUGCACAGCUGCCUAGUUAGCACCACACAGGCAUUCAGAGAACCCUGGUCAGGAGAAAGCAUCCCUCCCCCAGCCUACAUGUAUGACAUCCCUAAUCUGCCACAGCCAGGUCACCCCUUUUCUGGCCCCAGCUCUGUUGUGACUGGGAUUCCUGGACCUCCAGGGGAGGGGUGCCCCAUCCUAUUUGGCCCCAACCUGCCAUGGCUGGGGCAUUUCUACUCCAGCCCCAACCCAGCCAUGGCUGGGGCACUGCUAUCCCAGGCCAGGCCUGCUUUGGUUGAGGGAAGGGUGCCUGUCAUGCAGCCUGAGCCCUCAAGCUGCCACAGCAGGGAGAGGAGUCCCUGCCAGCCCAGAUGCUGCUGUGGGAAGAGAGCUGGAAGGAGUCUUCUCUCCUUGCUGUAGCCCUAGAGCACCCUCUUGCACCCCAAAUUCCUCAACCCUGGCUCCACUCCAGAAUCCUCAUCCCUUGUACCACAACCUUCUGCCUCAUCUUAGAGCCCUUUCCAAAACUACAUAUCCCUCAGUCUCACCCCUGCCACACGAAUUUUAUGUGCACCAAUAUGAAGGUGAUGUGUGAUACAUCGCCUCCGCUUUUGUUCACAUAACAAAAUUAAUUCCCCACAUGGGUGGGAAAAAGAGGUAAUACUAGUCUUAACCCCAACAAAACGCACGGGAGAAACUAGCCAAGGUUCAGACACAUCCCCCAUAAUUAAACCAUGACCCUGAGGUACUGGCGCCUUUGAUAUUGACAGGUGUUCCACAAAGUCUAAUGGGAAUUUUAGUGCCAUUGGAUAUAUUGGAAAGAUAGAAGGUUACCUUGAAUGUGGAGUGAUUUAACCACUGACAGAUGUGCUUAGGAUAUGACUUGAAAGGUCUGCAACUGUAAUUGGAUCUGCUGCUGCAGCCCUCUCCAAUGGGUUUCUGCAUGGAUGACUAGUGGAUUGAACUGCAGGAUCACGACUGAAGAUAAGUUUGAUUUGAGACUGACCGAUUAGCCUUUUAUUUUGUUUUACAUUUAGUAAUGAGAUUUGGGAGGCAAAUCACCAAAGGUGGUGAAUUUCUAGGAACUCGAAAUUUCCAAAUAAAAUGGGAAAAUACAAAAUCA
Molecule: messenger RNA, 3148 nt
Organism: Pelodiscus sinensis (Chinese soft-shelled turtle)
Lineage: Eukaryota; Metazoa; Chordata; Testudines; Trionychidae
Source: RefSeq, a predicted model, not a curated record